Messenger RNA from Chaetura pelagica (chimney swift), 753 nucleotides. RefSeq names its product caspase-3-like. Lineage: Eukaryota; Metazoa; Chordata; Aves; Apodiformes; Apodidae. The record is from RefSeq and is a predicted model, not a curated record. Gene Ontology annotation, biological process: proteolysis. The transcript has 4 exons. Bases 1 to 753 code for a protein of 250 amino acids. Gene Ontology annotation, molecular function: cysteine-type endopeptidase activity.
AUGUCCCAGGUCAGGCCAAGCCGGGCUCUCAUCAUUGUCAACACCCAUUUCUCCAGCUGCAAGGGUGAGGUGGCCCUUGGGACACGGAGAGGAGCCCGGAGGGAAGCAGAGAAGCUUUCCAGGAUCCUCUCCCAGCUCAACUACACAGUGAAGCUGAUGGUCAACAAGACGGCCAAGGAGAUAGAAGAUCUUUUCCAGCAGGAGUGUGGCCACCAGCACGGCGACUACUUUGUGACCAUCAUCUCCAGCCAUGGAGAGGAGGGGGUCAUCUUUGGCUGUGACUCGGAGCCGGUGCAGCUGACCUGGAUUUUCCAGCUGUUAUCCUCAGCCACCUCCUUGGCUCUCACCAGAAUUCCCAAGAUCUUCUUUAUCCAGGCUUGUCGGGGGACACAACUCGACCCGGGAGUGACAGUUGAGUGUGACAGUGGAGAACCUGGACCUGACUGCUUCUCAUCCUGCCUCUCCAUCCCACCCCAGACCGUGGUGAUGUUCGCCUGCAGCCCGGGUCACGUCGCCUUCCUCAACCCCUCUGGCUCCAUGUUCCUCCAGGCCCUGCUGAAGGUCCUGCAGGGGGAGGAACGUCACCUGGCCCUCCACCGCCUCCUGACCCGUGUCAACUGGGAGGUGGCCUGUCACUGCCAGGCCAGGGGCACCUACGAGGGGUGCAAGGAGAUGCCCUGUUUUGUCACCAACCUGCUGCAGGAGGUGUUCCCCUUCUCAGCACCCAUGAAUGAGGAAGGAGAUGCUGCUUGA